AUGGCCGCCCUUGCCGUACACCGAUGCAACACAGUCGCACGUGCCGUGGGCAAGUGGUAUGUGUCCGCUCCGAACUCCACCACCACCAACACGCUGCUAUUGCUGUCCGUACGCAGCAUCACGACCACUGGCAAAGGCACCACCGGAGGCAGCAACAACAACAAACAGCUGUCCGCGGCCGACGUGAAGAAGAUCCCCGACAGCGAGGUCAAAAAAUCCGUCUUCAUCUCCCAGUCCAACGAUGUGUUCACGAACCUCGCCCUGGAGGACUGGAUCUACCGCAACUUUGACUUUACCCAUCACCACAUCCUGAUGCUGUGGAUCAACAAGCCGACGGUGGUCGUUGGCCGCCACCAGAACCCCUUCGCCGAGACGAACGUGUCCCAGCUGAUGCGCAACGAGGUCGAGCUGGCGCGGCGCAACAGCGGCGGCGGAGCGGUCUUCCACGACCUGGGAAAUCUGAACUGUACCUUCUUCGUGCCGCGGGCUCGCUACGAUCGGAAGUACAACCUGAACCUGAUUACGCGGGCGCUGUACCGCGAGUACGCCAUCAACGCGGACAUUUCCGACCGGGACGACAUCACCGUGAUGGGCAAGAAGAUUUCUGGUACUGCGGCGAAACUGGGUCAGCCGAAUGCCUACCAUCACUGCACUCUGCUGGUCAACUCGAACAAAUUGCACCUGGGGGAGUCACUGGCCAAGGAUGAAGUAAGUACUAGUUGUUAGCUUCAUUAGAACAACCAUGCGUCUCCACUUUA
This is a messenger RNA of Culex pipiens pallens (northern house mosquito), 758 nucleotides long. Its product is annotated as lipoyltransferase 1, mitochondrial-like. Gene Ontology annotation, biological process: protein lipoylation. The record is from RefSeq and is a predicted model, not a curated record. Lineage: Eukaryota; Metazoa; Arthropoda; Insecta; Diptera; Culicidae. Gene Ontology annotation, cellular component: cytoplasm; mitochondrion. The coding region runs from base 1 to 726 and encodes 241 amino acids. The transcript is spliced from 2 exons. Gene Ontology annotation, molecular function: lipoyltransferase activity.